Molecule: messenger RNA, 1421 nt
Organism: Drosophila innubila
Lineage: Eukaryota; Metazoa; Arthropoda; Insecta; Diptera; Drosophilidae
Product: serine protease snake
Exons: 5
Coding region: 38-1255 (405 amino acids)
Biological process (GO): proteolysis
Molecular function (GO): serine-type endopeptidase activity
Source: RefSeq, a predicted model, not a curated record
UCAGAAGAUCCCAAAUAUAAAAAUUUCACUUAAAAAAAUGCGCUACUUGUUUUUAGUGCUAUCAAUUGCCUUGUGCUGCUUGACACAUGCACAAAGACCAGCCCGUCCGCCUCCGCCUCCGUCACCUCCAACUACACCUCCUCCGUCCCGACGUCAGCCAAAUAACGGCUCGUUUCAGUUUCCUAAAGAUCAACAGAUUGUUUUUCCUGAUCCAAAGCAGUCAGAUGAGGAAUUUAAUGAGAAUAUUUUGUAUAAAAUACACGACUUUCAAUAUGGUAAUUUCGGUAAUCUGCCAAAACCACAUACAACAUCACAUCACAAUACACCUUACAAACCGGGUCAACUCUUUCCACCACCUUCGAGCGGUCGUCGGCAAAAGAAACGCAAGAACAGACGCGGAGGGCGACGUCGACUUUGUGAGCGCAAGUACUCCGAGUACAUUCAACGCAUAUUCCCCAAUGAUACGGCAAUAGCUGAGGACGCGAAUGACGAAGAAUUCGAUGGACGCAUUCUCGCCAGGCCUGGCGAAUACCCACAUAUGGCAGCACUUGGCUUUCAACACAAUUCUGAAAAAAUCGAAUACAAAUGUGGCGGCAGUUUGAUAAGUGAAAACUUUGUAUUGAGCGCAGCUCAUUGCACCAAUGAUGAGGGCGUGGCGCCGAAAUGGGUGCGCAUUGGAGGUUUGAAUCUAAUGAUCGAUGAGGUCAGUGGCACGUCACAGAUAAUUGCCAUCCAAAGCAUUUCCAAUUUUCCCAGCUACAGAGAUGACAUGUACUACCAUGAUAUAGCACUAUUGAAACUGGAACGUAAUGUAAUGCUAACGGAGUUUGUUCGUCCGAUAAGACUUUGGGUAAAUGAGGAGAUACCCACAUCAAUUGCAUUCGCCAUGGGCUAUGGAUCCACAAGUUUUAGCAAAUCCAUGUCGAAUCGCUUAACCCAUCUCAAUGUGACCAUAGUGCCCAACGACGAAUGCAACAGGGAUUUGCCCUCGUUCGCAGAGACCCCGGAUGGCAUUAUUGCCAGUCAAAUAUGCGCUCAGGACUUUGUCCUAAGUCGUGAUACCUGUCAGGGUGACUCGGGCGGUCCGCUGCAGCUGAAUUUACCAGGACGACGACGUCGUUAUAUUCACUAUCAUCUUAUAGGAAUUACCUCCUACGGUGUGUUCUGUCGCAGCAGUUUUCCAAGUGUUUAUACGCGUGUAUUUACAUACUUGGAUUGGAUUGAGCAAUUGGCGUGGGGUUCGUCAAAUAAAUAAUCCGAAUUUAAUAUAACAACAACAGCUGACAACUACUUCUUAAGUUUUUUUUUAUUAAUUGUAAAGAAUAAAAAUACAUUGAAUUUUGAUACCAAAUAUAGAAAUUUAAGCACCUAAUCUUGGACAUUUCAUGGAAUUCAAUGAGAACUACAUUUAAUUAUGUAGC